AUGUUCGACAUUGUUCGACUUCCUUUGCAACGGAAACCCAUCCGAGGUGUCACCAUUGAAAUUAAUGUGAAUGCAGUGGUUUUCACCGAUGGUGAUUGUGUCGUUGGUGCAGUUUUUGUCCAUUGUCUUCACAUCACGCACGCAGCCAGCACAACAGCAGACACCACGGAGCGCGACCUCGUCGGCCUAUCCGGCCAUGUGCCGCGUUGA
Molecule: messenger RNA, 210 nt
Organism: Hydatigera taeniaeformis
Lineage: Eukaryota; Metazoa; Platyhelminthes; Cestoda; Cyclophyllidea; Taeniidae
Source: the annotation of a GenBank genome assembly